This is a messenger RNA of Paramecium sonneborni, 2855 nucleotides long. The record is from the annotation of a GenBank genome assembly. NCBI's taxonomy places the organism in Eukaryota, Ciliophora, Oligohymenophorea, Peniculida, Parameciidae.
AUGUCAAGAUUUUACAAUUCUAAUAAUGAUGAAAUUCUUUGUUCUAAAAUUUUAAUUGAAGGUGCCACUCCUCAUGUUGAUCCUAAGAUUCUAUCAAACUCAGAAAUUUAAUUUUAAAGCGAAAUUAGUAAUAUGGAGAGUAUAAGAUCAAUAAAUCAAGAGACCAAAAAAAAAAAUAAGCUCAUUCAGAAAAAUUCUUAAAUCUUUUCUCUUAAAUUUUAAGUAAAAGUAUUUUUAACAUAAGCAACCUGCGUUGGUAAACAGCAAAAAGUAAAUCCAACAAAGCCUAUUUAAAAUGGAAAAUAGUCAAGAUGGAAAACUCAAGUAAGUUUUGAAUAAGUAGAUGCUUAAGAAAUUAAAGGAUAAUUUAUUACAAAAUGCACAUAUUUUAUCACAUAACAUGUAUGAGGAAAAAAAACCAAUUUUAAAUUAUUUAUUUCAAGAUUAUGUGAUAUAAGAUGGUAAGUAAUUAAAAAAAAAUAAAAUUGCUAAUAGUUUAGAGAAACUUCUAUUCUUUUAAGUUUUCUUACCAUAAGAUAAUUUUGUGAAAUAUUGGAAUUUAUUCAGCAUUUUAUUCAGUUUUUUUACUCUUUGGUUUUCACCAUUCAUAAUAUCGUUUUAAUUAUUAUAAAACUUAAGUGUCUAAUAAACAAUAGUAUUUAUUUUCAUUUUCUUAUUGAUUGAUGGAUUAAUUACGUGUAAUAAAGCUUAUCUUAAACAAGGAGAAGUAAUUUAACAUGUAAUAAAAUUAGUUAGUUAUCAGUAGAAAAGACAUAAUAAAUAAUUAUUUAAGAAAUCAAGUCCUGAACGAUUUUUUAAAUUUGAUUAUAUGGAUAUUGAUGUAUAAUGGAAUAGAAUAGUUUUAGAUAGUUGAAAUGUUGUCAAUUUUGUAGAUAAUAAUAAUAAUCAACAUAGUUUAUAAAAAAAUAAAUAGUUUUGUUGAUUAUUUAUAUUUGAAUGGAAAUCUAAGUGAAGUAUUAGAUCUAAUAUUUUUAAUAAUAUCUUUAUAUUAUUUUGUUCACAUAAUAGGAUGUUUUUGGCAUUAUUUAGCAAUAUUAGGUUAGCAACUAAAUGAAAUUUCAUGGAUUCAAAAGUAUUCCCUUGAAGAUCAAACAAAUUUAAUAAAAUAUGAUUAUGCUGUAUAUUGGGCUACAAUGACUAUGGUAACUGUUGGAUAUGGCGAUAUUACUGCUUCAAAUCCAAUAGAGAUUGUGUUUUCUAAUUUUACAAUGUUUAUAAGUAGUUUUGUAUUUGCUUAUUCAAUGAAUUCAAUAGGAAUUAUUAUUAAGAAUCUUUAUGAUGUUAGAAAUUUAUGCAAGUAAAGUAUCUCUAUAAUUUUAAAGAAGAUAAUUGAUUUUGAUAAAUGCUUAUAUGAAGAAUAAUUUAGUUGAUGAUUCUAUAUCCAAUAGAGUAAGAAACUAUUUAAAAAACUAAGUUGAUCAUGAGUCUAAGAAUAAUUCAAUAGAAGUAUCUAAUCGACUAGCAAUUAUAGGCUUAAUAAAUAAUUGACAAUUUACCACAUGGAUUAAGAGAUGAUGUAAACAUAAACAUUAAGACAAGAAUAUUAUAAAAUAUGAAACUAUUAGUAAGUAACUUCUCUAAAUAAACUUAAUCUUAAAUAAUUUAGAAACUUGAAUAGGUUGGUUUUAUACCAAAUGAUAUUAUUUACGAUCCAAAUGGAUUAAAUAUAGAUUAGUAUCUGUAAGACUUAUUUCUGAGUACAUAGCUACUACUUAGAUUAAGGAUCAGUAAGUUUAGUAGAAGUGAGAACACAGAAGAUCAUUUAAGAGUUCAAAGAAGGAGAUACUUUAGGAGAGCAUUCCUUUAUAAGUGGCUUAAAAUAAAAAUUUAAAUUAAUUAGCACAAGCUAUUGCUAAUUAUAUCGAAUAUCCAGAUAAGAACUUUUGACGGUGCUUUAAAAUAAUUAGAAAGAUAAAGAAAUAUUUUAUUCUUUAUAAGACUAAUUACUAUAUCUUUCUGAUUAUAGUUUAAUAAAUAAGAAAUGUAAUAUAUGCCAUAAGUUUGAUCAUUAAAAUAGUGAUUGCUUCAUUAUAUCAUAUAAACCUAAUUUAGAAAAGCUUGUUAAGAUUCAGGAAUUCUUAUUCUAACCAAGAAAUAAGACAAAUAGAAAUGAACGAUAAAAACUUAAAGUUAUUAAUUCAAUUUAAGUAUCAUUUUAAAUUACUUAGGGAAUAUAAAAUACAAUCUUAUAAUUUUAAUAAUGUGAAGUAGUAUCUAAUUAGAAUGAAACUUAAACAGUGAUUAGUGGAACUAAGCGAAUAAAACAACAAUAUUCUACUCACAGAUAAAGUGAUAAUAAAAUUGAAUUACAAGAACCAUCUUUACUAAGUGAAUAAUCUCCUGAAAUAUAAUUAGAUAAAAAAACUUAUAGAAAACCUUCCUCUAAUUUUACUGGAAAAUUUAACAUUUAAAAUUUACAGAGUAUGGAUAAUAAAGAUGCAUAACGAAAAAUAUCAAUAGCCAUUCUUAAAGAGUCAACUUAAAAUCCAGAAUACUCAAGUUAAUAAAUAAUUCAAUUAAGAUCUAUUAAAAAUCUUUCGAAUACUGCUAUCUAAGAAUUAGAUGAUCAUAUAAAAUAGAUUAAAUUUAUAGAUAUUGACAAAGGGUUUGAAUUUUAAAAUUAUUUACCAUAAAAUAAUCUUGAAAAUGUAAUCUUGAAUUACAAUAAAUAAAAACUUAAAUUUCUACCAAUCUACUCAAAAAUCAUGAAAUAAUCUUUGAAAUACACUUUUUAUUAUAAAAUAGCCAAAUUAGCAUCUUAAAUGAGGAUGAUAUCCGCUCCUAUAACAAGAAGAAUAUUGAAAUGUCAUCAAAUGAAAAAACUAAAAAAAUGA